Molecule: messenger RNA, 888 nt
Organism: Aureobasidium vineae
Lineage: Eukaryota; Fungi; Ascomycota; Dothideomycetes; Dothideales; Saccotheciaceae
Source: the annotation of a GenBank genome assembly
AUGCAUGGCCAUGCUAUCUCCACAAGGGCCAAGAAUCCCACGAGAGUUGAUCUCUCGACGUCGAUUCUCAACUCGAGGGUCCCGGAGCAUGCUCUUGCUGUGAGCAAUCUCAAAGCCGUAAAGAAGGAGAUCGAUGCACCAACCACUCCAUGCAGUCAAUCAGACGCAAGUGCAAGCUCCACCUCAAGCACCUCUUCCUGCGGUCAAUCCGACCCUUGUGCCACCGGCGUCACUACAGAAACAGAAACCCACCUCGCAACCAUGACAAUCCAGACCACAGAAAUGCAGACUGCAUACAUCACCGACCACAAAACAACCACCCAACACACUUUGCAAAUGGUCAUCAAGACAGUCAAAGAAGCAGGAACCACCACAGUGACUUCGACAGAAGUGGGUUGUAGCACAGUGAUAACGACAACAACGAGUAUGUCGCUCACGACGACGAUAAACUGGCAUACUGCGCCCAAACCUUCUUCUGAGCCUCCACUUCCACCUCCACCUCCAUCAUCGGAUUGUGGAAGUGCUAGUUGUACCGUCACAACCACCAAAGUCACCGAUAUCGAUAUGCCCACCACCGCCGUCAAAUACGCCAAAAUCUCCGGUCAGGAUAUUGUCCAAGCGGUCCCCGAGCGAGAGAUGAACAAGAUCUUCGAAAAAGACCACAAGAAAGGAAUCGCAGGACGAGAUCUCCAAGCAAGUGCUGCAGUCACAUCCUCUGCCAAACUCAUUGCUCGUCAAAGUCAAGGUCCUGAUGGCGAGUACUCGCCAAUUACCAAGAUCACCAAAGGCCAGACUUUGCAGGUGAUCGCUGGGGAGCUCCGUGGCAUGUCACGUUUAUUACCAUUGGUGAGAGGGCUAUUAAGACUACUUUGGCAACCAAGACUGUAG